UAAAUAUUAACAAACGUUGUAGAACAGCUUAUUGAUACAACAAACCGAAAAAGACAAUAUACCCAGAGAGCUAUGACAUCAAAUUUAAUUGGGUUCUUCCAACUUCACGUUCAAUGAUAAUAAACGACUGUCAAAACAUAACGAAAGGUUAAGGUUUAUCUUGUGGCAUGUUUGAUUUCAACUCUAUAUGUGUGAAUGUGUUGGACGCUAACUAAAACAUGAGUCUCGUGAACAUCAUUAUAUUAUUAGCAUUUGUGCAGAAGAUUAAAGGACAAAUUGAAUCACCCUGUCCAAAAUAUUUUGUUUUUGAACCAAAUAAAUCUGAAGAUGAUAGAUGGUAUGGUAUUAUCUCAUUAAGCAGCACGAGAGAUUUGAAAGGAAUUAAUUUGUAUCUAGAAUUUGAUAAAUCAAUUAUUCAGUUAGGGAACUGGUUAGGUGCUGUGAAGUCAGAUUCGGCAAACACAAAAUUUACUAUAAAGAGUAACAAAGAAAUGAAAGCGAAUACAGUAUACAAAGCAGAAAUAUAUGUUGUAUACGAUCCUUAUUAUGAUUUGAAACCUCCGAGAUUGAUAAAAAUUAAAUUAAAUGAUAAGGAAAUAUGUCCCCAUUACGAAGAAGAAAAAAUUGUGCAAACUAUCACAAAUAAUAAUAAUUACAGGCCAUUAUUAGAUAUCAAUAUUAAUGUACCAAAAUGUGGCAUUCCUAUAGCUACCCCCGUUGCGCUAAUUACUGAAGGACAACGUACCCAACCAGGUCAAUUUCCUUGGCAUGGUGCUCUUUAUCGAAAAGAUGGCGAUACAGAUGUUUAUAUAUGUGGUGGAACACUUAUUGAUAAACAACACAUUGUAACUGCUGCCCAUUGUGCUACCAAACAAAAUUUUCAACUUCCUCGUGAUCCCAAGGAAAUGGUUGUGAUUUUAGGAAAGCAUGGCCUAUGGGUAUCAGGAAAAUUCGAGCAAUCGUUUUCGGUAAUAAAAGUGAGUGUACACGAAAAUUUCAACCGAACUUCCUUUUACAAUGACAUUGCAAUUCUAAAAUUGAAUAAACCAAUCGAAUACUCUAACUACGUAAGACCUAUAUGUUUAUGGGAAGAUAGUAUAUCCUUAGAUACUGUAAUUAAUAAAGUAGGAAUUUCAGUAGGAUGGGGCAGAGAUCACAAGGGACAUUCCACGACUGAUUUAUUAAUGCAGGCUAACAUGCCAGUUAUAGAUACCUUGGACUGUAUUUAUUCUUAUCCAGAGUUUUACUCCUUAUAUACAAAUAAAGAAAUUAACUUUUGUGCUGGUUACGGAAAUGGCACGUCUGUAUGUCUCGGUGAUUCAGGAGGUGGUCUGAUUUUCCCCAAAAGUGGCUCAUCUGGAGCCAACUCUGUUUGGCAGCUAAGAGGGAUUGUUUCGAAUACUGUAUCUAAAGGAGAUAGUUGUGAUUCCAAUAAAUAUGUUAUUUUUACUGACACAACCAAAUAUUUGGGCUGGAUAGCUAAAACUAUCAAAACUCCUUAAUUUAUCAUUAAAGUUAUACAGAUAUAUUGGAAUGAAUAAAUUUAUUUUUUAAACACGUAAUCAAUAUUGAAUUUCAUAUUUGACUGAUAAAUGCGUGUUCCAGCAAAACAUUAUUGUAAGCUUUCAAUGAAAGUAGUAAUAAUAAAUUAAUAAAAAAAUUAAGUUAUAAUAA
This is a messenger RNA of Diorhabda carinulata, 1674 nucleotides long. Its product is annotated as chymotrypsinogen A-like. NCBI's taxonomy places the organism in Eukaryota, Metazoa, Arthropoda, Insecta, Coleoptera, Chrysomelidae. Gene Ontology annotation, molecular function: serine-type endopeptidase activity. The record is from RefSeq and is a predicted model, not a curated record. Gene Ontology annotation, biological process: proteolysis. Bases 219 to 1502 code for a protein of 427 amino acids. The transcript has 8 exons.